This is a messenger RNA of Pecten maximus, 3486 nucleotides long. Its product is annotated as interferon-induced very large GTPase 1-like. Bases 1 to 3486 code for a protein of 1161 amino acids. NCBI's taxonomy places the organism in Eukaryota, Metazoa, Mollusca, Bivalvia, Pectinida, Pectinidae. Gene Ontology annotation, molecular function: GTP binding. The transcript has a single exon. The record is from RefSeq and is a predicted model, not a curated record.
AUGAAAGAAUUAAGAAAAGUCAGUCAUUUGUCACUAAAAGCAAAGAGUAAAAUUGAAGACGAAAUGAGAAAACUUAGGGUCGAACAAUGGAAAGCAUAUAAUAGUUUAUUGAAAUCGAAUGCAGCAAGUAAAUCAUUUAUGGAAAGUUUGGGUAGAUUUUAUGAUGGAGAAUUGUACUUUUUUCUGGAAACUUUGAAAGACCACCUCAAUGAAAAGUUUAGAAAAGAAACACCUAUCUACAGACGGGAUUAUGAAAAGGCAUGGCUACAUUUCCAGGCAAGUGACACAGACAAAACAGAGGUUGAAAGGGCAGAAAAACAUAUGAGUGAUGCAUCUGUUGGGAUUGAGCAUUUUUUUCGAGAAGUAGGUCAGAUUUAUGAAGCUAGCAAAAGUAUUCAGAAUGCUAAACUUAAAAUGAAACCAGCAGAAGCAGUUGCCAGAUCCAUAAUGCUAGGCUUUCCUUUUGAGUUGAUGGAUGGCGAUGUUGCUAACGUACCUGUUGUAUGGAUAAAGCAAGUUUUUUCUGAACUAAAGAGUUCAUUGACCGAUAAAAAAAUCCUGACACUGUCAAUCCUAGGUCUUCAAAGUUCAGGAAAGUCAACAUUACUAAAUGCCAUGUUUGGAAUAUCCUUUUCAGUAAGUGCUGGCCGAUGUACCCGGGGAAUGUACAUGCAUCUGCUACCCGUAAAAACCGGAAAUUUCGAUUUCGAUUUUGUGUUGGUUGUGGACACAGAGGGACUUCGAGCUCCUGAAUUAAGUAGCCAAAAGUAUCAACACGACAAUGAGCUGGCUACAAUGGUAUUAGGAAUGGCCGAUAUUACAAUUGUUAAUAUAAAAGGCGAAAAUACCAGUGAAGUCAAUGAUAUUCUUCAAAUAUGCGUCCAUGCUCUUCUGCGAUUAAAAAUGGCUAAUAAAAAAUUGCGAUUGAGGCAGUCAUGCAUUUUCAUUCAUCAGAAUGUUUCAGCUGUCGAUGCUGAGGAUGCACUGUUUUACGCAAGGAAAAAAUUACACGAGGAACUUGAUCGUAUAACGUUAGAGGCGUCCCAGUUGGAAAAUAAUGAUGUAAAACAGUUUAAGGAUAUAAUUGAUUUUGAAAGCAAUGAACACGUUUGGUACUUUUCAGAUUUGUGGAAAGGUGAUCCACCAAUGGCUACUGUAAACCCGGGAUAUCACAAUAAAAUCAAAACAGUUAAAGCUGCGAUAUUCGAACGUUUAGCAAAAAGAAAAACAUCGUAUUUAAACAUAGCUGAUACUAUUACUCAUUUUGAAGAUCUUUGGAAUGGCAUAUUAGCAAAUGACUUUGUUUUCAGUUUUCGAAACAGCUUAGAAAUAAGAAACUACAACGCUUUAGAAGAUAGGUUUACAGCGUUUGUUUGGGAACUUGAGAAGUUCAAAAAUAACUUAGUUCGUGAAUUCAAACAUGACAUAAAGCAAUGUCAGUCUUACAGAGAACUGUCUACAGGCACGAAAGGUUUCCGAGAAAAGUGUGAAAUACGAUUUGGCGAUAAAAUAAGCGAAAUUAAGAAAAAAUUGAUUGCGUAUUUUGAGGAUAGCGAUAAUAAAUCAGAUAUUGCACACUGGAAAGAUCAAAAACUUCAAUCCUGGGAAACUUAUGCCAAAGACUUCAAUAUAAAACUUCAGAUUGAAAUGAAGUAUUUACAGGAUCACAUGUUGGUAGAUCUACAAAUGAGCGAAGCAUUCGAUAGAAACAAAAGAGAAAUUGCCGACAAAGCUUCAAUUUUAGCGGAAAAAAUAAAAGGAAACACACCCACAAAGGAAGAGAUGGAAUCCACUUUCGAGUCAUUGUGGAGCAAGUGGAUAGCAAAAUGGGAUGUUGAAGAGGAUAAAGAAGAUGAAGAUGAUAUCCAAGCAACAUUAAAGCAUAUUUUGAAUGAUAGGUUUCACCGCAACUCGCAUUUAAUUGGUCCAGAACUGGAUGCUCAUCCUUGGCAUGAUAGAAAUAUGCAAUAUCGAUGUUUGGAGAAAAGUCUCGACAAUGUUGAUUUUAAACCUUAUAUAACUGUUAGAUGGGAAUUAUUUAAAAAAGCAAAAUCUGAGCAGCAAAAAGUGAAUGUAUAUCAAAUAUGCUAUCAAAUUGUUUUGCAAAUAAUCAAUAGCAUAUUCAGAGAAGUUGAUACCAAAUUAACAGAUUUAUCCAAAACAGAUUGGAAAUUCAAUAAAACGGACGUAAAAGAAAUAUCUAACUGCAUCUUAGAACAUAUUGAACAACAUAACAGGGACGGAAACAAUGAAUUUUACAUUACAGAAGCAUGCAAAGUGAAAUUAAAUGUUGUUGUAUUUGGGCAAUCAUUACCAUUAUUUAAAAAGUUAACAAAACAAUACCAAGACAAAUACAGUAUGAAGGAGAAACUUAACAAACACAGAGACAUUGUGUGGGGACAUUUUUCUGAUAUUGUCCAACAAAAAACUUCAGAUAUUGUUGCAAGAAAUAGAUUUUGCGAAAUUAUCCGUGAAAAUGUCGAGGAAUACGUUAGACAGCAACUGUCUGACUUGGUAUUUACAUAUAUUGUUGACGAGUUCUCAGCGGCAAAACAUGAACUAAACAUCAGAAUAUUAACGGAUCUUGCUGAACAAGACGACUUUGGUCAAUGUGUACAAUAUGUAAACGAUGUGUAUAACUAUUCUUUUCGUUGGAUGGAACGGUUUAUUAAUAAGAGAUGUUUUGCAGAACCUCCUCAUGGAAAGUAUUAUUAUUUUGCAGAAAUAGAAACCAGGAAAAUAAUAACAAAAAUUUUGGAAUUUGUUAGAAUAGAAGGUCAAUUAGAUCUGAAAGAAUGGAUUGGUCAAUUUCAAAUUAAAAUAAGAAAUGAUUUGCCAAUUCAACCAGAAGCGUUUUAUCUCGUUCAUGGACAAACAGUCUCAGACAUGGACGACUUUCAGAAUAAGAUACUUGAAGAUCUGUGUGACGUGCGUCAGCGAAUCGUCGAAACAUUUUUUCAAGACACAGCAGAUUCAAUAACAUGGCAAAAUCCUACUCCGUACAACAAAGUGAUGGAGAAAUUAUGGGGAUGUAAAAGUGUUUGUCCUUUCUGUAAGGAACCAUGCAAAUGGAACUCCAUCCAUGAGGGUUCUCCACAUUCUUGUAUACAGCAUCGUGCUACAGGAUUAUCUGGAUGGCGUUUUAUAGUCAGUGAAAUUCUUAUUAUUGAAAGCUGUUCAUUUAACGUCCAAUCAAAUAACUCCUUUAAAUGCGGUAGUAGUGGAUUAUGUAACCGUGAUUCAAACAAAUGCUCAAAAACUGGGAAAACUGAGAAAUAUCAUCCUUAUAGAAAUUACGAACAGUUUGUACCAGAUUGGGACAUUCAUCCUUGUCCUAGCGUAUCCUCCUCCGUAUACUGGGCAUGGAUGUUGUGUAAGUAUAAUGAAAAACUAGCUGAAUAUUACGGUAUAGUAAAGGCUGAAAUUCCAGUAGGCUGGAAUUCAUAUUCCAAGGAAGACGCCAUUAAGAGUUUAAGGGAGUACUGA